AUGAUGUACACUUUAAGCACCUUGGUGUUUCUAGCGGGGAUUCUGGGGCUCUAUGUCCUCUUGAACUCAAAGGCACCACGAGCCCCUCUCCCUCCGGGUCCCAAAGGUCUACCCAUUAUCGGCAGUGUUGGUAGCGAUCUUCCGCGUGGUGGGAGAGAUUGGGAGCACUGGCUGAAGCAUAAGGAAUUGUAUGGGCCCAUUAGUUCGAUCACGACAGCGGGGCAUACUCACAUUAUUCUUAACGACGCCAAUGUGGCAACGGAACUGCUGGAAAAGCGAUCGGCGCGAUACUCAUCUCGACCGAGAUUGGUGAUGGCCAAUGAGCUAUCUGGGUCAGACAUCUUUGUCACCACGCAAAAUGAACACGCUAUUGUCCGUGCUCUACGAAAACGUAUACUUUCACAGCUGCGCUCGGAAGAGGUGUUAUUAUCGUUUUACCCACAGGUUGAUACGUUGAUCCGACGCUUUCUGCUGCGGACGUUGCAGAAACCAGAGGAGCUGAUCGGUAAUAUCAAAACAGGAAUCGGGGGAGUCAUACUGAAGGUCGUCUAUGGUUAUACUGUCGAGUUUCAUGAUCGAGAUCCGCUCGUUGAUCUCGUUGGAGAGACAGCCGUUGCAUUCGGCAGGAUAAAUCAGCCAACAGGUUAUCUGGUAGACAGUAUUCCUGCCCCCUUGUCAGUGAAAUACCUGCCGAGUUGGUUCCCGGGGGCUGGGUUCAAGAAAGAAGCCCGGGAGUAUCGACGCGGAUUCGACACAUUGCUCAAUUGGCCGUUCACCUUUGCUCGGCGUCAGAUGGAGGAGGGCAACUAUGAACCUUCCUUCGUGUCCAGGCUGAUUGAGCAGAGAGGCUCGCUACUUAGCCUGGAGGAGGAGGUGAAAAUCAAACACGCGGCAGCUGCAGUCUACCAAGCGGGGUAUGAUACGACGGCAUCUACCAUCACAUCCUUCUUUCUGGCAAUGGCGCUGUUCCCUGCCGCACAGCACAAGGCCCAGGAGGAAAUCGACCGAGUCGUAGGAGCGAGGUUACCUACGCCUGAAGAUCGGGGUAAAUUACCCUACGUUAAUGCGCUUAUCAACGAGGUUCUACGCUGGAACCCGGUGGCUCAAAUAGGUAUCAUGCACGCAGCCACGGAAGAUGACAUCUACGAGGGCUACCUGAUCCCCAAAGGGGCCCCGAUAGUCCCCAACAUUUGGGCAAUUGCGCACGAUCCCGACGUCUACUCUGAUUCCAUGUCGUUCAAGCCCGAGCGCUUCUUGGCAUCGGAUGGACACACACCAGAACGUGAUCCGCACACGCUGGUGUUUGGAUUUGGCCGCCGGAUAUGUCCCGGUCGUCCACUAACGGACUUCAAUAACUUUCUCACGAUCGCACGAUCACUUGCGGUCUUCCAGGUUCAAAAGGCUACGAAAGAUGGCAAGGAGAUUGACCCUAUCGUAGACUAUCAGGGGGGGAUCAUCGGUCACCUAUCGCCCUUCGAGGUUAGCAUCCGGCCGCGAAGCGCGGAACACGAAGCCCUCAUCCGUUCCAUUGAGGUUGAAGAUUCCAUUUCACGAGGUGACUCGGCCGCACUUGAGUCAGUGAGGGUAUAG
Messenger RNA from Aspergillus oryzae RIB40, 1590 nucleotides. Its product is annotated as cytochrome P450. The record is from RefSeq and is a predicted model, not a curated record. The transcript is spliced from 7 exons. Gene Ontology annotation, molecular function: monooxygenase activity; iron ion binding; oxidoreductase activity, acting on paired donors, with incorporation or reduction of molecular oxygen. Lineage: Eukaryota; Fungi; Ascomycota; Eurotiomycetes; Eurotiales; Aspergillaceae. The coding region runs from base 1 to 1590 and encodes 529 amino acids.